This is a messenger RNA of Erythranthe guttata (spotted monkey flower), 925 nucleotides long. RefSeq lists its product as uncharacterized. The record is from RefSeq and is a predicted model, not a curated record. Lineage: Eukaryota; Viridiplantae; Streptophyta; Magnoliopsida; Lamiales; Phrymaceae.
AAUUCCCAACCAAUUGAAAAUAUAGUCCAUUUUUUCAACCAUGAACAAUUUCAUCAAGAACAAAGGAAAACCUAGUAGAGGCACCACCACCACCACCACCGCCGCCGCCGUGGAAGAGGAUGAAUUGGCUUUAGUAAAAUCGGCUGCAUGGGCAUGGUACGAACACGGAUCUGGAUCCGGAUCCGAGGGUCGACCCAUCCGCGAGUUCGACGCUUCGAGGACUAAAACGGAUCCCAAACCGUCAAGGUACAAGCUCGAAGCCUUGAGAAAUAAUAAUAAUAACGUACGACAAGUCCCGAAACUACGGUCGUCGUCUAGUGGCAAUAAUUCACUUCUUGAUCACUACGAGGUAGAGAGGAUUUCGAAGCAGCUCGAUUAUUACAUCGAGUCUAGUCGUGCUAAGUACCGCCGCUCCUUUUCCGCCGCCGGCAACGGCGGACUUGCGGUGGAGCCGGUGGCGGCAGCGGCGGAGAUGAAGAGUAUUAAUAAGGUUGUUGGAAGGAAGAAAGCGGGAAAAGAGUCUCGGUUAAAACAUAUUCCGGUGGCGUGUCGAUCUUCGAGAGGCGAUGUUGUGGAAAGUCAUCGAAAGUUCGUGUACUCACGGCCGGAGAGAGGCGGCGUGGUGGCGGUGGUGGAAGUUGGUAGCUGCCGGCCGCGCGCGUGGAGCGCACGUGCCUAAUUUGUUUUUGUUUAUAAGAGUGGUAAAGGUGGGGGGUUUUUAUUGGUGAUGUUUAUUUGUUCCCACCUUUAUUGGCCUUGUUUAUGUAUCAUUUACUAUCUGGAUAAACAGAAUUUAUUUAGAAAAGAAAGAAAAAAGCAAAAAAAAAAAAUAAAAAAAGGAAACAAUCUGGAAUUGUAAUUACCACAUAGUAUAAGUGUUUAAUGGUAAUAUUUGUCAUAGCUAUUUAACUAUUACUGCAUUUUU